AUGAUCAGAGCGAAUGAGAAAAAAUCCUUUGCCACGCGGCCGCGGAGGAGAGUUAUCUCAUCGUCGACAUCGAGCUCCUCUGACAAGGGUUACAAAGAAGAGUUUGAUGAGCCGGAAAAGGAAAACUGCUGCGAUAGGGAAUUUACAACAUUCUUUUUCGAUGAGGAAAUGCACUUGCUAGCGAAUGAAAUCGCCAAAUCUGAUCGUCGUUAUAGUUUAAUGUCCUACGAGAAGUUAGCCUCACCAAUCAUGGAAGAUGAACCUAUUCGCAACUACGAAGAUCUCGUUCCUGGAAGGCAUCGCAGGAGUGGAAAUGAGCGUGUACAUCCUAAUAACUUGUAUACCGCGUUUUCGCGUUCAAAAAGAAGACUUGAAAGAGAUUUGCCCGCAUGGAUCGACAUGGAUCCAUCAGGAAAGAAUGACGAAUUUUCAUACUGGCAGGACCGGAUAAACAAUGUCUAUCAAAACUUUUCAAAGCCUUUUUUGAACCGAGAUCGUGCCUUCCGCGGCCGGGCCGUGGGCGUUGAGGGAUUCCAGUCGGAGCCUGAGCUCGAUUCUGCUGGUAGCGCGCCAUCGCAAGAGUUGUGUGAUAUCAGCAGCGAAGUAUUCGGUUUCUCCGACGCCGAAUCCGACGUCGACUGA
Messenger RNA from Strongylus vulgaris, 642 nucleotides. The record is from the annotation of a GenBank genome assembly. NCBI's taxonomy places the organism in Eukaryota, Metazoa, Nematoda, Chromadorea, Rhabditida, Strongylidae.